GAAAUUGAUGUCUUGCAAUCUCUUAAUCAUCGUAACAUUAUUAAAAUUAUCCGUGGCGAGGAAGAUGAUCACAUCAUUCGCAUGGUUAUGCCUUACCUAGAAGGUGGCGAUUUACGUGAUCGAUUGGAGCAAUGUAUUGGUAGUGUUAUGUCAGAGAUGCAAGCGAAACCGAUUAUAAUUCAAGUUUUAAAUGGGGUUGCAUAUUUACAUCGCAAUAAUAUUAUCCAUCGUGAUCUGAAGCCAGAAAAUAUACUCUAUUUUACUAAGAAAGGAUCAGAGUUGGUAAUUAGUGAUUUUGAUUUAGCGGUACGUGUUGAAAAUGAUCAUCAGCAAUUUUUUUACCCUGUUGGAACUGAAGGUUAUUUGGCAGCAGAAAUGCUUAACGGAAUGUCUUACUGCUUCCCUGUAGACUGUUGGAUGGUCGGUGUUAUGCUGUUUGAGGUCCUUUUGGAUAAGUUACCAUUUGAAAAUGGCGAUUCAAUAUAUGAAAAUGACCUUUGGAAGAAUUUAUUAACUAGGGAUUGCCAAAAUUUUAUCGAUCGUCUACUAGAACCGGAUCCCAACUUACGGAUGACUGCUCGUGAAGCAUUGCAUCACCCUUGGUUGCGA
Molecule: messenger RNA, 609 nt
Organism: Trichoplax adhaerens
Lineage: Eukaryota; Metazoa; Placozoa; Uniplacotomia; Trichoplacea; Trichoplacidae
Exons: 1
Biological process (GO): protein phosphorylation
Molecular function (GO): protein kinase activity; ATP binding
Source: RefSeq, a predicted model, not a curated record